This is a messenger RNA of Magallana angulata, 4069 nucleotides long. Its product is annotated as protocadherin beta-11-like. Gene Ontology annotation, molecular function: calcium ion binding. The record is from RefSeq and is a predicted model, not a curated record. Lineage: Eukaryota; Metazoa; Mollusca; Bivalvia; Ostreida; Ostreidae. Gene Ontology annotation, biological process: homophilic cell-cell adhesion. Gene Ontology annotation, cellular component: plasma membrane. The transcript has 4 exons. Bases 1 to 3495 code for a protein of 1164 amino acids.
AUGAUGGGGCAAGGCAUCCGACAACUCUUUCUCCUCCUUGCUUUGGACAUUUACACACAGAUGAGUGUGGGCCAAGAAAUCUCUCUCAAAUACGAUUUACUGGAACAGCAGUCUCGUGAAACGUUUGUGGGCAAUGUUGCCGUUGACAGUUUACUAAAGGCCAAUGUUACUCAGGAGGAACUAGAACGCAUGAAAUUUCAAAUUCUGACGCAGGGAAGUAAGGAUGCUUCAUAUUUCAUAAUUGAUGAAAAAUCGAGCACAAUCAAAACCGCGAGUGUUCUCGACCGAGAGGUCCUGUGUGAGUUUGAAGUUAAAUGUGUUCUCGAGUUCAGUGUAGCUGUGUACAAGCAGGACCAACAGCACAGCAGUCUAGAUCUCUUCAAAAUCUUUGCAAUCAAAGUUAAUAUUCUGGAUGCCAAUGACAAUGCUCCCACAUUUCCGCAAUCUCAGGUGGCGCUGGAUGUUCAGGAGUCAGUGCCGGUGGAUUUCGUUCUGCUGACCAGCGGAGCGGUGGACCCAGACAUGGGCAUCAACAACUCCAUAAAAUCCUACACGCUCAAACCCAGCAAUGAAAUGUUUGGACUUAAAGAAAUCAAAAACAUUGACGGCACCACAGACCUGGGACUUGUCGUGCGGUACAAGUUGGACAGGGAAACUUUAGAUUUUUACCAAGUGGAGAUUGUUGCCAAGGAUGGGGGAUUUCCGCAGCGCUCAGGGACGGUUAUGGUGAAUAUUACUGUGAUUGAUGAUAAUGACAAUAAACCAUUGUUUUCUCAGGCCAAAUAUGAUGCUUCUAUCCCAGAAAACCACCCUGUUGGGAAAAAUGUUUUAACUUUGUCCGCCCAAGAUUUGGAUAUUAAUGAAAAUGGUGAAUUUACAUUUGCAUUCAAUUCAAGAGUGCCACAAAAAAUUAAAGACAAAUUUGCUGUAAAUAAAACUUCCGGAGAGAUUUAUACAAUAUCAGAAAUUGACUAUGAGGAAGAGGAUAAUUAUCAGUUUUUAGUUGAAGUUCAGGACAAGGGAAGAGAACCAAAAUCCUCUACCUCCGUCGUGAACAUCAAUAUCUUGGACGUCAAUGACAACGCCCCACAAAUCAGUGUAAAUCUGCUUCCUGAUGGAACAGACAUCUUGGAAUCAGCAGAAGUUGGAAGAUACGUAGCUAACUUUGCCGUGUCCGACCUAGACAGCGGCCCAAACGGAGAAAUUCAGUGUCAAGUAUUGGGAGAAUUCUUCAAAAUUGAAGAAAUUUUUAACAACAUGUAUAAAGUUAUCAUCAAAAGUCCCCUGGAUUAUGAAUCUAGGCAUGUUCACAAUGUGACUAUACAGUGCCAGGAUCAGGGAAUUCCCCAGCACCAGAACACGUCCAGCUUCCUCAUCAACGUCCUGGAUGUGAAUGACAACAAUCCAGUGUUUCUACAGUCCAUAUACCGGGCCACCAUCAAAGAGAACAACCCUCCAAACGAAGUCAUCACAACUGUGAAAGCAGUUGACAAAGAUUCGGGUCUUGCCGGAAAAGUUACAUACUUCAUGCACACUGACGGAAGCGAUAGUUUCCAUGUUGAUUCAACAUCAGGGGUUAUAACUGUAAAAAAGUCACUGGACCGUGAAAUGUCACCUGUCAUUCUGUUUCAUGUGAAUGCAUCUGAUGCUGGCAACCCCCAGCUAAAAUCUUCCACCCUCAUCAGACUCACCCUGGAAGAUGAAAAUGACAACACUCCAAUGUUCAAGAAGUCUCACUUUGAAUUUUACGUCUUAGAGGAACAAAAGAACCUGCCCAUUGUUGGACGUCUGUUUGCAGAAGACCCAGACGCAGGUCCAAAUGGACAGUUCUCUUUUGACUUUGCCUCUCCUAGAUACCCUGAAUUUAUUUUAGACUAUGAUACCGGCUUGCUGAAGGCAGGAAUGCUGGAUAGGGAGCUAAAGACAGUGUAUAACUUCAAUGUGACCGUGACAGACAAGGGGAACCCCACUCGCUCUAGCAUGGCUCUCGUGACUGUCCAUGUAUUGGAUGCCAAUGACAAUAUGCCGCGAAUUAUUUACCCUGAUAACCAUAACAACACAAUCAAACUGAUGUACACCACCCCCAAGGAUUCGGUGAUUGCCAGAGUGGAGGCUGAUGACAUCGACGAAGGCAACAAUUCCGUUCUUUCCUUUUACAUCCAUAAAGUCGAACCCACAAAGCCUGACCUCUUCAAAAUGAAUGCAGAGACUGGAGAGUUGAUGAUCGCAAAGACCAUGCAUCUGUAUGACUCGGACUCAUACAGGCUAGUGCUGGGAGUGAAGAAUGGUGUUUUCACCAUGUUUGCUAACCUGAAUGUGAUCAUCACGGUCAGCAACAACACGGUCCUAGGAGCCCAGUCCCCAGGGUCAGGAGAAAAUAACAUCGUGAUCGUCAUAGCUAUUGUGGUGGUUACAGUCAUUCUCUCCGUGGCCAUCAUUGCAGCCAUUUGCAUCGUGAAGUACGUGGACCGGCACCGCCAGCAUCGGAAGGAAUCCAAGGCAGAGGUGCGCGUGGAUCUGAAGAACCCGGAGACCCUGGUGAUGGCCGGGACGCCCCAGUUCACAGACAUCAAGAGGAACAAGAAGGAGGUGAGCUUCUCCCUGAGUGACGAGGACUCCAUGAACAUCUCCUCACUGACCAACAUCACCUCAUUCUCCUCCUACCUCAAGAACCCCCACUCUGCCUACUCCAUGGACGGGAAACCUCUAGAGGGUCCCCAGGCUUGCAGUUCCAUUCUGACCAAUAGUAGCCAUCACUCGGAUUUUUCCAAGGACCAUCUGACUGAGAAGAAUCUGAACACCUUGUAUCACCAGAAGACCCCCUCACCAACAUGGCUGCAACAACUGCAGGAAAAGAACCGAAGAGACCAAGCAUUGAGAAAGGCAGGUGAUGACGACAGUGAAAUGUCUGCGGAAUCUGCUACCAGCGACAGUGGAAGAGGAGGGAGUGAGGAGGAUAUAAAUAGCAACAGGGGAAAUCCCAUGAGUGAUACAGAAGAAACAAGGCAGGCCUACAGCAACGAGUUUUCACCAGGGGAUCAAUCCCAUAAUUCCUCCAACAAGCACACCAACGUUUUACAUUCCAAUUACAGGAAACGGAUAUCCACCAAUGAGAAUUAUCCUCGAAACAUAAGUUUUAGUGAUGACAGUGUGACUGCAAAUACCACAGUAGAUAGUGCUAAAAAUAGACACGGACGCUCUAGUCAAGACAAUCACAACCAGACAUCGUUGUCUCGGAUUCUGUGCAUGUCGGCCGACAGAGGUUUGAGUUUUGUGAAUGGCCGCACACAUUUAGACACUCUGGAUGAGGCCACUCACAGUACUUUUGGUCUCCGUUACUCAUUACAAGACAUUGACGACACGGUCAGUGAGAGCGUUAUAACGCGAGACGAUGACGGAAACUCCACAACCACAUCCGGAAGUUACACCAUCAAUCCGGAUGAACUCGUACACGAGAUUGAUAAUUUGUUUUUCAAAUCCGAUGUUGUAGUCUAGUUGUGUCUAAAAUGACGACCAGAGAGUCCGUGUAAUGUGCCAAAAAUAUAUAUGCUGCCGUAUCUGUAGUUUGUUGCCAUGGUAAUGAAAUACAGGCCUACAGUUAUGUACAGCAAGACUUUAAAAAGUCACACUAAUUUAAAGGUGCUGUUUGAUGUCAAAUGACAUCAUCAAGAUAAUCAUAGUCAGUUACUUCAGGGUUUAGCUAGCAUCCAUUUCCUCUUAAUUCUAUAUAAAUUUAAAUUAUUGUUAACAUUAAAUCAGUAUUCUCUUGUAUGGUGAUAACAUAGAUCUCUUAUCAUGAUGUAAUCUUCUAAGUACAAUUGAAUGUGCAUUGUUUCUCAUUGUUUUUCACAGAAUGCAAAGCAUUCUCUUGCAUACAUUGAUGUUUUAAAUGACUAAUCAUUCAUUUUCAUUUUACACACUCCUUUUUAUCAUCAAAAAUUUGUUAUACUCAUUUUAUGCAAUUUUAAUAUGUCAAAUUGCAGUUGUUGAAUUCUGUACAUAGUGAAUUGUAAAUUGAAUUAUAUUUGACUUUUUACAAUGAAACAAAAUAAAGAAAUUGAAAAAAUUA